This is a messenger RNA of Xyrichtys novacula (pearly razorfish), 13215 nucleotides long. The record is from the annotation of a GenBank genome assembly. NCBI's taxonomy places the organism in Eukaryota, Metazoa, Chordata, Actinopteri, Labriformes, Labridae.
GGCGAUGCUAAAUGCUAAAGCUCAGGACCAUACAGACAACAGACAGGACGCACGGCGCGGUAAGUAGACUCGCGGAAUCAAAACUUUUUUUCUCUGCAGAUUCCUGGAGGGUCUAAUUAUUUAAAGGGGUGAUUUUUAAACCAAGAGUUCAGACACUAAUAAUGUCAAUCCAAAGUCAGUGCAAAAUAAGGUGGAUAACUUAAGUGCAAUUAUCAGUCACUUUCAGCUCUGACUGAUCACAUGUAAUAGCGUCAUUUUAAAAUAAACUGGUGUAAAACUGUACUGUAAAACACAGCUUUGUAGACACAUUUCAGAUAUUACACUGCACUGAGUGCAAACUUCACUGCAUCACAAUUUCUCUGACUCCUACACAAUAAGAGCCUCCUGAUAUUAUGCACAUUUCGUCACCUGUUCUCAAAGGUUAGGGAGUGAACACUCCCUAACAGUAAAUUAGAUAUACUGACAUGUAGCCUCAUACCUUUUUUUUUUUUUUUCAGACAAAUUUUAACAAAAAAAUAAAUUUGGUUGUCUGUGUGCAGCAUUACUGGGGAUCUCCCAGGUGUAGACUUACCAUUUGAAUCCAAUUUGGGGUGGCAGCGCCAGUACAAACAUUAAAUGAUAGUUCACAGAGAGGUAAAUGCAAUUGUACUUAAUGACUAUUGUUUAAACCAGCAGAACAUAACAGAAAGCGAGAGCUAAAGCUCUAAGAGAGGUUUUUAAAUGAUUAUGAAAAAAACUAAUGAUGACUCAUUUGGACCGUUAACAGUUUUAACUCCAAAGCCUGUCAGUUCUGCAACAGAAAAGACAAGACAGUUUACAACACGAUGAAGGAAAACCCAUUUUUAUUGACUUUAUUCAUGUGGAGUAAUAAAACUGACUGUCAAAAGAAAGCAGUACAAAGUUUUUGGUCAGAAAACAAAUAAUUUAUUUGUGCGGGUGGAGAUCAGCACGGACUUAAGAAGUAUCCCUUUGUCCACAGGGGGCGCUAAAAUCCCAAACUACAAGUCUCCUCACAGAAGCUUUCACUAAAUUUACUGAAUAAGAACAAAAAUACACCUAUACGAAAUAAUAUUUUGCUAACACCAUAUUGUAAUUAUUCACUAUAUUUACACAGCUUACUUAACUCAUACAAUAUUACAGCUGUCUGCAGAUAUUUAGACAGCAAGAAUAUACAAUAUACCCUUCUGUGCAGUAUUGGAAAAUGGUAUUAUGAUUAUCUUACAACAGAAAAAGUCAAGACAGCACCAAACUUUUUCAAUACAUGAAAACUAUAUUCCUGUAAUGUAAUGUUUGUGAUAAUGAUUCCAUUAAAUUUCUGUUUAGUCUGAUUUAAAAGUUAGUCAUCAGAAGGUAACUGAUUAACCCCAGUCAUUGCUUUAUGGCUUACAUUUAGCACAUUUUGUCAUUGAUGUGGUCAGUUUUAGGGCCAUUAUCUCAGUCAUUUACUGAUGACCUGUGUUCCCUGGUUAAUGGUAACAGCAGUUUCACUUUUCAGGAGUUUCCCUAUGGUUGCUUUCUUAAUUUCCUAAUGGUCCAGAGCAUGAAACUGUUGUUCUCCGUAACCAGGAAGCACACAACCCAUCUGAGGACAGCCUUGUGAUACCACUGUACAAAAGGCCCGACAAACAGAAAUAUAUUUCAGUUCUUCAGGGUUUUUCAUCAUGCGUGGUGCAUAACUUGGGAUAUUUUGAUGCCUGUAGAACCUCAGUCAGAUACUUUUUCCAGAUAUAACUGAUAUUAGCUAAACAUCAAUGAAAUAUCUUUACAUUCCCCAUGCCAUAACUGUCAAUAUAUUGAUUCAGUAUUUGAGAAGAAUAUGACCAAAUCUGCAGAAUGGUCUGCACUGAACAGUUUAGUAAGUAAUAUAGUUAUGUCUUUGAUUUAGUUUUAUCCUCAUGUCUAUGGCAAUUCAGAAGCAGUUUUUACGAUGCCACAUCACUUUUGACUAGUCCAUCGAACUGUCAGAGAGUUUGUUGAAGUGAUGUGCCAUUCAAGAGAGAAAUGGUGUUGUUACCACAGAGUAAUCCAAAGCUUUGCAGCAUUGUCUAAAAGUAAUAUUCCUCUCUAAUAUCAGAGCUUGUUAAAGACCCCAGACACCUCAUCAGGUACGCUCUUUGUACGUCUGCAGCUCUAAUCAGCCUCCCUUUAUUAAUAUUGAUAUGCUGUUUAUUUUUUGCCAGUGAUUUUAACCUACCGAGUAGAGGUUGUGUUAGGUUCCUGCUCAACUGCACUCUCCACACUCCACUCCUGUGCACAGACCUUGUCAAGGUUAAACUCCUGCAGUUGACACAUUGUUUUCCAUUGCAAUUCCCCGCUGCUCUUCUAUCUUGCUCUGGUCUUUUACAGAUUAAGGCAGUUGUAUUAUAAGACACAGAAUUAAGCCUGCAGUGUCCUAAAGAUAUAGCCCAAUUCACUGCUCUUAAUUUUGCAAUUCCAUCACCCCGCUGCUGCAAAGCCCUGCUUCUCCAUCAAAACCAUUAAGGGCGUUGAAGCCUGGAGUAUCAUCAACAAUGACAGGUAAAUAUUUAGGCUGUCUCACUGGAGCAAAUAAGCCACCCAAGGUCAAAUGACUGCGUUUGCCCAUUCCAGCCUUGCUACAUUGGUCUGUAGGUCUCAGCAGAAACAAUGUACACAAAUCCGAAGCAGAGACAGAGACUGACGGUUUUUGCACUGACUUGCAAAGAGAAAAUGUCGGCUUAAGACUGAAGCAUACGAUAAGGGAGAUAAUGUACCAUUUAGAAUAUUUAGAUAAAGAAAUAUCAAGAGAUGUUCUUCUUUGCAGCAUCACUUUAUAUCAAUACCUGCAUCAAAAACAGUCAGUGCAUCAGGGGAGCAAACAAAUGCAUCUCAAAGAAAAAAAGGUCAAGUUUGCCUAUUUACCGCUCAAGAAAUCAUCCCAUCUUCAACAACAACUGACUUCCAAAUGUGUCAUUUAUCAUACAAUCUGUCAUACUGAAGCAAUGCUCGGCUAAGAAAGGGGAAAAAAAUCAUAAUUGGAGUUUUUAUCUUUUCCAUUAUUUCCUUCCACUCCCUCUGUCAACAACAUCAAAACGCCUUUUUGAGUCUGGUUGAGAGAGAAGCUGCAGGCCGAUGGGCGGCAGCGGCGGCCUCAGAGAUAGACUCAGUUGGAUAAGAAGUAAGUGAGUUCUUUGCUUUUGUGUCAACAAGAGACUUUAUGGCUUUGAAGUAAUAAAUCAUAAAAAAAACUACUCUCUUCCUAAACAUUUACAGAUAAGAGAGUUAGGAAUCAAAUCAAUUUAGUUUCUGUGCACAAGGUCCCAGCGUGGCCUGCAAACAGUUUAAGUAUCAAAACCAUCUCAACGUGAAGACACUGUAAAUGGGUUAGUGUGGAGGGGAAGAGAGGGGAUGUCAUCCUUCAAAAAGUGUAACAGUCGGACUGAGAAGAAUCAUCACGGUAAAAUAUGAAUGAGGAAUUAGCAGCACUGAGGGGGUGAAUCACCAAAAAAGCAAAUAAGUAGAAAUCAAUUAAAUUUUGGGACUCUUUCAAUAAAUCAUUUCAUCCGAGCAAAGAGAACACUUUUAUUAUCAUGUUUUGGCAGAAUUAUGAGAACUAUUAACUGUAAAGACACGGCACAAAAGCUCAAUAAUAUACACAAAAUUGUACUUUCUAUGUAAUGAUCAGGCACUGAGGCAAUGCUAAGUUUAGUAUCUGUUCCUCAAUCAUUUUUAUUGCAAGCAAAUAGUGUACUUUGUCAGUAUAUAGCAUUUAGUUUCCCCCAAGACAUUCAUUCCCAAAACAUAAAAGAGCAUUUAUAUGAGAAAAGAAUAAAGUCUGCAGCUCCUUUUGUCUCCAGCUGCCAGACUCAUUUUUUACUAUUUUCCCUGCAGGAAGUCAUCAGACUUCACAAACUGUCUCCGAAAUGGUGCAGUUGGUGUUCAUCGGAAACUUUUUUGUUGCUUUAAUUUAUUUAUGUGGUACAGUAAUUAAGAUCAUAGAGGGAAAAAGAGCUUUAACACGCAAAUUGUUCUGGAAAAACUAAAGAGGACGCCAUGUUUAAGGCAAUGAUUAUAAUUUAUAGGACAUGUGAGGGGAGUGCUCCAAGCUAAGUAACAGUGUUAGAGAUGUUAGAUUUAGGUCUUAUUUUUAAUCUAGUUUUGGCCGUUUUCUUUUUUUUUUUUAAGUUAAUUUGGGGCUUUUACUCUUUUAUGUAGAGGACUGGACAGUGGAUAGAGAGGGGAACUGAGAAUAAAAGUGGGUAAUGACAUGCAGUAGAGGGCCUAAAGGCUGGUGUCACACUGUCCAUUCGGAGGACUCUGUACACAGGGUGCUUGAUUUAACCUUUGCUCCUUUCUAUUAAAGCCUCAGAAAGUAGUUUUUUAUGUUAUCAAAAUGGACUAAAAUUGAUAUUGAUGCCUAUGCAUGACAUUUAAAAGUGAACAAGACCAUCAGAAACAGGACUGACACUUAUUAUGAGUUCAUUUUUUAUAUGUUUAAUUCGUGCACAGGAGUAGGUGAAGCAACAGCUCUGUUUUUUUAAUCUUCCAUGUAAAAUACUCACAAUCAAUGAUACACUUGACUGUCAGAGGUUAAAGGGAUAAUGUUUUGGUCAAAAAUCACUACUUUAGAAUGUAGGGGACAACAUAUGCAAAGACUUCUUUUGACCACAGGGGGCGCCAAAAUUGACACAAACCAAAAGUGCCUUGUAAGCACAUGCAGCUAUCCCUGAAGGAUUUAACAGCAGCAUAUUUAGAGAUCAGGGAUGGUGGACAAAUAGUAUGAGGCCCAUGAAAACUGGAAGUUGUGAAGUCGAAGUCAAUGCUACUGCUAAAUUAACACAGAGACAUUGUGAGAGUUGUAGUUUUUAUGUUACAGGGUGUGAUACAAACAGAUGAACUUCAGAAUGGCUGAGAAAAUUGAAAGUUUUGGAAUAACAGAUUGAACUGGAAACACUUUUUAUCAAUCCAUCACUUAUAAUGCAUUAUAACGAAAAAUAUAUAUUGCUCUUUAAAUGCAUUAAUAAGGCUUCAUGACAAUUUUUAUAAGUGAUUUUACUCACUGUUUGAAACACAUAAUAAACACUGUUAUAAGCUGUGAUGAAUGCCUAUACCCACUCAGACUGUUAUUACCCUGACAAAUGCAUUUAUACAGCUUUAUAAAUAUGCAUUAUCAGUGUUGGGUUCAUAUAAAGUGUUGACGCUGGACUCUGUACUCUCUAGCACGUUAGUUCUUUCCCCACUGGCAGGUAAAUAGAUGAUAUCCAACCCCAGCCUGCAGGUGAACAUCAUACCUGUAGUUUUCUUGAGCAGUUCACAGGUGCAUGGUAGAAACGAGCAAAAAAUGAGAAUCAAAAGACAACUAAGGUACGUUAUGAACUGGUCAUAGCUGCAGCCUGAGGUUUGUACAACUGGUCUCCAACCUAACCUUUAAACAUCUAAAUCAAGCUGCAACUAAAUCGGAUCCUGCAGGUCUGUGCACCGCAAAGGAAUAUCUGCUCUGCACUGUAAAAUAGUUCUGUUGCAUUUGAUUGCAGAAACAAUAAAACCGAAACACACUUGAUGUUUGAUGUGCGUUAAAAGAAAAACAACUUUGCAUGCAGAGCAGUUUCCUCCUGCCUGAGGGAUAAAAUGAAAUAAAAUGUCCUACUGUUGUGUGUAAUCAAAGACAGCUUAAGCAUUAAACUUAGUCUGCAGGGAAUCAUAUUGAAAGAAAAGAUCUGACAAUUCUGAGUACUGGCUGUUUUAGAGAGGACAUAAGGAAUCAAUUUACCCUGGAGGAGGACCUCUAUACUGUAAUCUUACAUUUUGAAUGUCACUCUUUUAAUGAAUUUAACAAGCGUCUCACCAAGAUUUUAUCCCAUUGCUAAUCAAUUCAAGCAAACUGUUUCUGGGAUUUAACUCUAAAGGAUAUUUUAUUUCUGCAUGUCUGCCAAUUUGAACCUCCCUAUUAACUAAGAGCACCUUGGAAACAUCCACCCCAAACAGUCAGGUUUGUAGCUUCAGCUGAGGCAUUUCGAUGUCCUCAUUAUAUCCUCUGAAAUGUUCAGAAUCCAAAGAAAACAAAAAACGGAGUCCCUCCUUCUCCUUGAUUGUUUUAGCUGAUCACUUUGGACUUUCCUAAUGCCCGUUCCACCACAUAGUCCGUGAAUCUGGAGUGAAAUUAAUAUUUCAAAACUUGUGACAGGGCUGCUUGACUUGGCCGCGUGUCGGCGACAGGCCAUUCAUCACAGAGUUAAGUGUCAGCAUUAAAUUAUUCCCGCUAUUAUGACAGCAACAUUACUCAUCAGGAUUAGGGCUAGCCAAACAGAGGCUCCUCAGCCGCAGCCAUCUCCUGCUCCCCUAUCGAUCGCUGUUCCCUCCAUUACCAACACAGAGGCUAUCUGCAUGACACCGGCACACUGCGCAUGUUGAUGAUGCUCUUGUCUUCUGGCAGAGAGAGAGAGAGUGAAGGAAGGAGCAAAACACAAGAGAAAAGAGGAGAUAAAGAGAGACUGUACGUAGAGACUCUCCUGAGAGUGAGGCUAUAAUGAAGUGCUGGAUAGGUUUAAUACCAACAACAGAAGGGGCCACUGCCGUAGUCAAGUGCUGUUAAUAUCUCCUCCAUUCCUUAAGCAAAUCAAGUUAUCUGCCACUGCCUGUGUUUCGAUAAGGAGCGGAUGAGGUCCGUUGAGAACAGCUUGAUUUAGAUGUUUAAAGUGAAUAUCCAGAUAGCUCAAACACAUACUCUGUAUGAUCCGAAUCUUCUUGUAUGUCUGCUUGUUUUUUCACCCAGCGGAGCGUGCACUCCCACUGAAAGAGGGAGAUAAAACUGCAGUGGCGUCUGCAUAAAUCCCUCAUUUCUAUGCCCUUGCCUCCAAUGCCUCAAACGUGCCACAAGACAUUACUUAAAUAAUGCCUGAAGGUGCAAACGCCACUGACGGUGUCCCCCUCCGUUCAAUUUGAAACGCAUCAAAUCCCCCCUAAUUCCACAUUUCAGGCUUUUAAAUUGCCCUGUGCUCUGAAACGUAACCAAAGGCUUCAACUUUGUUUCAGGACUUUUUUCCCCUUUUUUAUUUUCUAUUAAUGUCAACUUUGUGUUACUCUGAGAGGGUGAGAUAAGAGAGGGAAUAAGGCCAUUUUCUUUUGGUUGUAAGUGUCCUCUGCACGGUCACACUGCAGCUUUCAGGAAAUGGAAGAGUGGAGAGUUUUCAACGCAGGCCAAUUUUAGGAAGUGAAAGCUGACCUCUUCGGGGACUUCAUCAUGGCAUGUGUCUCUCAAACAGAAGAAUCUCUCUGGACAUUGUUCUCUUAACAGGACAACUGUGGACCACAUAGACAGUACAACAACCUGUCCCAUCUUAGAAACCUCUGUUAAGUCCCCACAACCCGGUCUGACUUCAUGACUCCAAGUAUGUAACUUAACUUAUUGAAAGUUUCUUUGCUUGAAAUCAAAGUGAGUGACUCUGAGCUGCUUAGUUACUUUUCCUUUAACUUGUUCAUUUCUAAGUUACAAAGAAAAGCUCUGACAAAUGUAGCCGUAACACCAGACAAAAAUACAUUUAUACCAUUAUUUAACAUUGUAUUUGUUCUGAACAAAGAGUAACAUCUUCUAUGGUUUCAAAGCUCUCAGGGUUUACUUGGUAGCUGAGUGGUCUUUCAAUCUGAUAUCAAAGAUUUAUGAACAAACAAUAUGAUGGAAAAAAUAUAUAUUUUUUAAAUUAUAUACUAUACAUUAUAUUCUGUGUAAUUAGUUUCUAAAGUUUGUCCACAGCUCCAUAGGGAUUACUGGAGGAGGCGGGAUUUAUGACCUAUACUGCAGCCUGUCACCAGAGGGUGCUGUUCUCGCGGUAGCUUCACCCAACGAAAAGGCAGAGGGCAUCCAUUCUAUAUACAGUCUAUGGGUAUAAUAUGGCUGCAAUGAUAGAAUUUGAGAUGACAGGGCUAAGCAGCAACCUCUGGUCUUGAAAAAUGAAGCGAAUGCAGAAGUGUUAAAAACUGCAGUUCCCAAAAUGUCCAGUCAUGACUGCGGAAGCACUGGGAACCACAUACGCAACAAACUGGGAAAAAAAUGGUUUUAGAGAAAUAAAAAUUAAACAUUUGCAGCCUGGUUCAAAAACGGUCAAAUACAGCUACAAGAUCAGUACAGAUUGGCUUAUACAUCCUCACAUGCUUUACACACAUUAUCUCUCAUUUCUCAGAUGCACAGCUGACUUGACUGGGAGGUGGGCACACUGCCUCUGGAAGCCGGCCCCUAGUAGGCUGACUAAAAGUUAGGUGGAGUUAGCGAGACCAAUAUGGGGAGUGCUGCUGAGAGGCUUUAAAGUCCCACCUCACCAACAAAUGGGUGACAUCAUCAAUAUUGCAUUUAGCCCUCAUACAGUCUAUGAAUAAAUUACAAUAAGAUCAGAUAAAAUACCAUGUAAUAUGAUACAAUAACCUAACAAACCAUGAGUGAUGGUAUAUGUUUAUGUCUGAUUUCAAAAGAUAUGAUAUAAUUGGAUGAGACAUAUUGAAACAUACAUACACACGCAAUGAUACUAUGACGCAGUGGCAGAUAAUACAGUCUAAUACGAUUUGACAUAAUAUGAGGCGAUACAAUAUGACAGGAUACCACAACAAACAGAGAGAUAAGACACAACAUGCAAUGCAAUAUAAUAUGAUAACACACAAACAAACUCACUGGAGGGCUCGGCACUGCACUUUCAAACUGUCACUUUAACAUCUAAGAUAUUUCUGCCUCUGUCUAAUGAUUCUGUCAAACUGCAUCUGUGUGACUGCAGUUUUGAUGUAUCAGUGACCCAAAAAAGCAGACAGCAUUGGGAUGAUGUAACAUAAGCCUGCACGGGUCAAUGUAUUGAGUGAUGUAGAGCUCAUAGUAGAUUGAAAAUCUCUCCAUCAGUGUAUCACAUUUCUGCUUUGAAAAGAUGAAAACAGAGAGACCCGUUAGCAUGUGAAGUUAUGAUUUCAUUACGAAGCAGAAAAAUGCUCAUAAAUGUUUAACUAUGUCAAUGUAUCACUGAAUUAUUAAUAUACAAUUAUAAGGGACUCAAUUUUUUGACAUUGAUUUUCUUCUCCUAACUAGCCCUUCAUUUAAACCUAAUCCAAAAUAGGAGCCAGACACAGCAGCAAUAAAACGUCACUUUUCAAAGUGAAAAAUGUUAUCAAAGAAGUCAGGAGACGCAGAGCCCCCUCAGUCUUUGUUUCCCUUUCUUUAGCUCGUCUUAUCGCUCUAUUACAAAUCUCCCCGCUUGGACCAACGUCAUUUUUCUCCCAUGUAGCUAUCAAAUGCCCCCUCUCCCCCCUCCCCAUGUGUAUCGACCACCCUCUCCUCCUGCAGAUCAAUGCAGGGCCUAUGGAGGCUGGAACAAAAACUGUAAUUACUCACAAAGCUACAAAUUCCUCUGCGAUAACAGCUUAUUUCAUUCAUUACUGCGAGAGGAAAAAAUACACACAUGCACACAUUUUUGUGCACAUAAUGUUAAAAAGUAACAAGUAAUAAUCGUGGAGAACUUUUUUUUACUUGUGAACUUCUCCAAAAAGAGGUGAAAAGAAACUCUUUUUCUUUCAUUUUGACGCCAAUAACACCAAAAUAACUCAAAUCAAGUUUAAACCUGUAACUCCAUAUUCAGCUUGUUAUUUCUCCCCCUCUUUCAUCCCGUCUCUGUCAUCAGUGUGUCCAACAAAAAUCCGUUUUGAACCCCAGCUGGAAAAGAUGAAUUAUUUCCCACCAUGAGAAAUAAGGUGAGCAAUAAAACCUCUCAUGAUACAAAAGGUUGGGAAAGGAUAACAAACAAGUGGGUGAGAUUUGCUGCCUUUCAGCAACCCUCUUAAGUGGUAAUGGGAUAACCCUGGACACGUCAAGAGCCUAUCAAACUGCCCCUCACAUUCGACCCCUGGGUGAGACAGGAAGGGCCUGCUUUGUUUGUAGCAAUUGGGUCCUGUGUGCAGGGCCGUAAUGAAGUGACCUGAAAUAAUGGAAAGCCCUGGGCCCAGCGCAGAUGAUUUUUGCUGGGAUAAGAGCAGGGAUCCUGAUUCGGAGUCACAGUUCAUUUCAUUUUUCGCCUCUGAUGAGAUCUCCUCUGUUAUCUGAUAAAAUUGAACAGCCAUUACCGGCAGGGGCUCAGGCCGGCCAAGCGGUAAAGCGCUGCCGACUGCUCCUAACAGAAAUCCUAUACACUCCACUUUGUCAGCAGUUUUGAAUUCAUCGUCUGCCGGGGGUUUCAGCCCGAUGAUAGGAAUAAUCUCAGCCCAACCAAGAUUGACACUUCAUUUCAGAAAUCAAUAUUUACAAUUUACUUCUUUCAAAGUUCAUUCUGGGAGAAGAUUCCAUAUUAUCCUUUCUAAAUAAGCUGAUCAUAUCUCUCUCUCUUUCCUGAAAUGGCUUCUCCCAAAAUGUGAAUUUUUUGGUUUAGGAAGAAAAAUCAAUGUCGCCAUUGUGGGCUUUAAUCUGCCCUUUGAUGACAGUAAAUCUUUUUUCUUUUUAUAGGCGAACGGCUGUGGGCGGCUGACACCAUUUCCUCCCAGAACAAAGCCCCCUCGCCCCGUGUGGACGCUGGUAGAUACAUGGAGCCCUAAUGUGGCUGGACACGCCACCGACGGGUCAUUAAUCAGACACUGUGACAGCCACUUCUUCCCAAUCCAGCCCCGACUUCAGCCCCUCGACAAGCCCACUCAACUCCUCACCCACAGGAGGCCACGCAGAGAGCACAGAGACAGAGAGAAGAGGAUUGAACAGGAAGACAGGAUAGAGAGGGAUGAGGAGAGAUGCUACAAAGCCGAGGUAUAAAGGGACUCAGGCAUGAUGGGUAGGACUUACAGAUAAAAGAAUUAGAGACGUGUUGGCACUUGAGAUAAACUGUAGUGUAACCCAGAGGAGAAGUGGAUCUGAGGAUGAUCAUAGCUGGAUCAUAAACUGCUGUAGACGACACUUGUAUCCUUUUAAGCUUGCAUCAUACCCAAGGCCCAUUACAGACAUCUGGUAUCGGUCUCUGCUAACAGCACAUGCACCUUUGACCAGCAGCUGAGACCAUCAUGUUGACCCAGUGGAUGCUUUUCAAAAUCUGAACCAAAGCAAAUACAUCCUAACCUUGUCUUUCAUACUUGUUUCUCACUCUUUCUUAGGGUGACCAUAUUCUGAAUCCCCGAAAAGAGGACACAACUACGCAGGGGCGGAGUCACAGAGUCACACGUAGUAAAUUUUGAGAGUUUUUCGGGUCGGGUGGGGUAUUUUUUACGUGCCUCUAACUCAGUAAGUCCACAAGUCACAAACUCAAAACUUCCAUACAAAACCCUGAGCAUUUGAAGGAUUUUACAAACUCCCCCGGACAAAGCCGGACAGGCCAGACAGCCCCCCAAAAAGAGGACAUGUCUGGGUAAAAGAGGAAGUAUGGUCACCCUACUCUUUCUGGUUGUCUGUUGGUCUGCAGUGUCUUUAACCCAAUGACUUCCUCUCCAAUAGUACAGGAAUAAUCACAUUAUUGUCCUGUGAAAAACAUGGGAUCAGUUAGUGUUUUUGACAAAUAUCUGACAGUACCAAGUCCCAAUCUGAUACUUGUGUCCAAGUCCAGCUGCUGUAAAUACCACCUAUAUGUUCUACAUGUUCAGCUUUACGAGCAUGUAGAUCAGUGCUGCUGUGAGGGCAACUUCCAUAAGCUGGUGUGAAAUACUUGAUCCAGCUGAUGGACCAAGGAUGUGAAUAUUGGACUUUGACACAACUCUUUUAAAUUAUUCCUCUCUUUUUUGACCUCAUACUUUUUUCCCCCACAAACCAGAUAAGGAUAUCAUCUGACCUGGAUCACUUUACACUGGAAAGUGGAGGAAAGACCGAGGAGUAGAGUUAGCAUCAGUUACAACAUGGGAAAACACCAGGGCGCUAGAUGUCUGUUGUAGCCCCUUUAAGGUGGAUUGUAGAGUCCAAAGUUAAAGGAUCCAAAAGGCAGCUAAAAUCUGCAUUAUUGUUACCCUCUGCAGGUUUUUAGUGUUUCUUUUAAAUCCAAAGUCUUUUACUGUCUCGCAGCAGCCUUCUUCUUCUGUAGCUUUAGCGAACAUGCUCUGGUCCCCGCAUGCAUGUUUAGUUUUUAGAUACCAAAUCUAAUUGGUUGGAAUGAACACAAAUCUAUAUUGUCAGUGGCUGCUGGAUGUUUUUUUCACUAUCUAGUGUAGUGUAGUCAUUUUAGCCACAGCGCCAUCCACCAAUUCCAUCUGGAUGCAUUUGUGAGACAAAUUUUGUUGCCCCCUCACAAGGACAAGGACUCACAAGAAUCUGCGAAUUCACACGCAAUCCCGCAAUAACAAGUUGUCUCCAUAAAGGUAGUCAUAUAAUAAUUUAAGCAGUAGAUUGUGUCCAUCCAGAGGAGGAAAUCCACUCUGUCCUGACAAUAUUGUACUAAUUUGUUAUUUACCAUCCACUCCCAUCCUGCUAUGGAAUAUUAUUUAUAUCCUUUUUAUAAAUGGAAACGAUCAGCGGAGAUCGGCACUGAUAGCCUUUCUGCCACCUUUCUGCAUGCGAUGGAAAUUUGGGGCAACAGAAUGUUAUGUUUGGUAUUUGUAUCUGCCUUUUGUUCCCAAGAGUUGCCAUAAACUGCAGUAAAGUGGUUAUUGUCGCUGUAAUCUGGCUGGCUAUGCAUACGUGUGUUCAAACUGCUGCCCUAGUUGAGGCUGGAUUUUUAAGUCGCACAGAUGAUUUUAGAGUCAAGCUAAUUUUCAGACAUAUUUCACAUCAGGGGGGCACAGGAGACAAUCAUCUAAUAGGUUUUGCUCAACUGAUCAGAUGAAUAUCUGGAGUGUUAGAAAUUGAGACCAGUUCACUGCACACUGUUGCACUGUAGCCACAAGCUGAUUCCCUGAUUUUAAGGCUUUUUUAUCAUCACCUUGUGGACAACUAAGAUACACAGAGAUACACAAUACAGCCACAAUAUUACGAUCACCUGUGCAACUCAAUACAGUGCAAUCAACUUUUACUUUUACAAAUCUUCUACAUUUACAGUUCUGGGCUGUUUUCAGUCAUGGCCAUCCAUGAGCUGGGCCAAGCUUUUAAGAUAAUCCGAUGUGGAUCAGAGCGGUGGACAUUAACCAUUCAGCACUGAUUAAGAUCUGUGGUACUGUACUGUAUAAAGCUGAACUUCUACAAGCCCAUUACUUUUGCACAACAGUUCAAUGGUCUGCUUCAUGAUGGGACAAAUGCAGUGACAUGUCGCAGAGGAGAGGAAGAACUAGUGGAUCAGCAAACUAUUCUUGGCCUGUAAUGCAGCACUCUUGAAAUAAAGAUCCCACUCAGAC